Diachasmimorpha longicaudata is the source of this 4795-nucleotide messenger RNA. It is a transcript of the gene numb, whose product is annotated as protein numb. The record is from RefSeq and is a predicted model, not a curated record. Gene Ontology annotation, cellular component: cytoplasm. Bases 725 to 2542 code for a protein of 605 amino acids. Lineage: Eukaryota; Metazoa; Arthropoda; Insecta; Hymenoptera; Braconidae. The transcript is spliced from 11 exons.
GCGUUUUUGACGCGUGUGCGCCAAGGAGAGAAGUUUAGUUUAGGUGCUUUUUCGUAGCGCAUGCGCCCACAUUAAAGCCGAUACGGCGGGCGCCCAGUGAAGGUGUUGUCUUAUUUUUCUCUCUCCUCCACUGGCUUCACUCUCCUGUUCUCCUUUUAUUAUUAUUUUUUUUUUUUUACCACUGUAACACAACUCUCUCUCGAACGAAAAACGGUGGAUCCGGUGGCCGGGGUUGAGCGAACGAUCAGACGCUCUCGAUGUGCGUGGGAGAGGAGACUUUGGCGCAAUUGAUGUUAACGGGGAACGAGAAUGAGAGGAGUCAAAAUAAAAAUCGGUGAAUUACUAUGCGCCGAACGAUUUGUUGAAUUAUGAGGCUUUUAAUUCAACCGAGAUAUUGAACAAUUAACACGUGAUUGUUAGCCGUGAUUAUAAGCGUGAUAACAGUAUUCAGUAGGUACGAAAGUGUGUGGUCAGACCGAUCAGUUUAUGCUGUGAUGAGGAAUCACAUUGCACCGGUGACCAGCGUUUGAGUGACUGCUGAGUUUUUAGUUUUGGGAGAAGUGACGAGAUUUUGGAAAUUUUUAAGUGACUCCUGGGGGUUUCGAUAGCUUAGGGGUGGGAGGCGUGACGUGAUACUACUUGACUACUGCCGUCAUUGACGUGUCAGUGAUAUCUCCGUUGGAGUUUCAGGCAGAAACGGGAGAAGAGAUCACCGGGAAAACGAAUGGAUCGAUUGAGGAGAAGCUUCAGGGACAGCUUUCGGAGAAGGAAAGAUGCACAUAUUCCGGAGUCUAGUAAACCCCAUCAGUGGCAGUCCGAUGAGAGUGCUGUGAGAUCUGCUACUUGUGCAUUUCAUGUUAAAUAUUUGGGUUGUGUGGAAGUGUUCGAGUCUAGGGGAAUGCAGGUCUGCGAGGAGGCACUGAAAGUACUGAGGAAUUCGAGAAGAAGACCCGUGAGAGCGAUACUGCAUGUCUCGGGUGAUGGAUUGAGGGUGGUUGAGGAUGAAACUAAAGGUCUCAUUGUCGAUCAAACUAUCGAGAAAGUUUCAUUCUGCGCACCUGACAGAAACCACGAGAAAGGAUUCAGCUAUAUCUGCAGAGAUGGAACCACCAAGCGAUGGAUGUGUCAUGGGUUCUUGGCACUGAAAGAGACGGGAGAAAGAUUAAGCCACGCUGUGGGAUGUGCAUUCGCCGCUUGUUUGGAGCGGAAACAACGUAGGGACAAGGAGUGCAGUGUCACCAUGACCUUUGACACCCGGACCUCGACAUUCACGAGAAGUGGCAGUUUCAGGCAACCGAGUCUUACGGAAAGGCUGCAGGAUAGUCGAGAAAGAGCAGUUGAUGUUCCACCAGUCAGACAAGUGCACAACCCCUUUGCAAUAGAACGGCCACAUGCGACCCCAUCAAUGCUGGAACGCCAGGGGUCAUUCCGUGGAUUUAAUCAAUUGAAUCAGGCAUCACCAUUCAAACGACAACUGAGUCUGCGCGUCAAUGAUCUUCCCAGCAAUUUAGAACGGACACGUAGCCAUAGUUUAGAACCCACCGAUCUCACACGUCUGCCACCGCUGCCGCACAUAAUGCCCCUUAGACCUCCAGACUUUGAUGGAUAUGGCGAAGUGAGUCCGAUACCUGAAAUAUCGCCCAGUGGACAGGACAGUCUCUCAGCACUGUGCGCACACAUAUCCCAUGAUCUCCAACUUUUAUCGAGACAAGAUGACUUUGGACCGCUGCCAUCAAACUCGGCGUUGAACUCUGCAACAGAGCAACUAUUCACAUCCACUACUACAGCACAAGUGAAAACCAGUUCAUCCCUCGACGAUCUGAACCUUCAGAACGACUCGAGUACUUUGAACAACAACAUAAACAAGAAUUCAAACAUAAAUAAUAAUGACGAGGACAUGAACGUCACUAUAAGCACAACCCAAGUUGAAGUGACCUGGAGAGAUGGCCAGUCCCCAGUGAUAACGAACCCCCGGCUCACUCCAGUUCUCAACUCCACCUGCAAUUUGACACCAAUAAUGAGCAGAAGCCACGCCACGACAUUAGUAUCGACACCAGCCCUCUCAGGCAGUGCAGUGGGUCCCUUCGGUACUCCCCCAACAGGCAGUCCAGCCUUCAGCACAGCUUCCACCUCCUCCAUGGGUAGUUCCAUCCCCUCAACCGCCAACAGAUCCCCCAUCCCCAUGAAUCAAAUAACUCCAGUGACAAGUUCACCAAAUGUCAGUGGAUCGACAACAAUCUCCACCGAUACAAGCGCCAUUGAAAAAAUCACUACGACAGACCUACCGAGACCUGAUCAGUGGCUUGGCAGUGUCACUGGUGCUGUGGCACCUGUGCAAACACCCAGAAGAGCACCACCUCUUCAUGCACGAGCGUUGUCACUGGGCUCGGCAAAUGUACCCGGUUCUACUGGUGCUAGACCCAAUGAUCCAUUUGACGCCGAAUGGGCAGAAAUAGCAGCCAGAAAUCUCAGACAAGCCAAUGCUGCUACCAAUCCAUUCAUUGUUCCCAAUGCAACUCAAGCCUUUCAGGUGCAAUUGUAGCGUCAGGAAUUUACUAACAGCAUCGCUGAUUUCUACAGAAAGUUUAUUUAGGAAGAAUAGGGGAGGCUUCUCUGAGGUGGCAAAUUGAAAAUUUAAAAAUAUGACCUUCGCGUCCUGGUUAUUCUUUAUAUUUUUAUUGUUCGACAUUUUCCUCGAUUGCCCGUUCAAUUUGACGCUGGCCUGGGGCCUCUGAAAAUUGUGAUUAUAGACAGGCUUGGAAGAAGAUGAGAAAAACCUAGCGAUUUUGUCAGACAAGUCGAUUAGUAGUUUUUCGUUGAAAUGCAAUUUUUGCCACCUCAGUGAUGAAAAAAAGCUCAUUUUCGAAAUGAAUAUAAUCCGAAAUAACCGUGCACUGUGGUAUACUCUUGAGCUAGUCCUAGAAGCGCACAAAAGCACAGUUACUUACGACUAAAGAUGAAUAACUUAAUAAAAAAUUUAAAUAAAGAACGAGAAAAAAUAAACUCGACUAAUGAGAUAUUAUGACCAACCGCUUUCAGUCGAAUAUGAGCGGCACUUGUUGAUAUAUUACGCUUUAAUGCCGCAUUUGUGUACUAAAUAAUUAAAAUAUAAUGCUGAUGGAUAUGUAAAAAAGAGAUUAAUGAACAAAAUGAGGCGAGAAAAAUUAGGAGAAAUUGAUUUGAAAAAUCAGUUCUUUUGCGAUGAUGGAAAAAUGACAGGGGGGGAAUUAUUAUAUUUAUAUGCACUAUCAAGAAAAACUCUGCACGACGUUGAUUAUUAAAAAUUGAUAAAAGGAGAAUGCAUAAUGAUGUACUUAGGCUUCCUUCCUAGAAAAUCGAUUUAUAUAAAUAAAUAGUUGAUAACCUACAGGCAUGGAAAUGAAAUUAUAAAGAGAACACUCGUACAGUAUUUGAUCGAGUUAACAAUAAUCGAUUUAUUAACCGUUGGGCUCAUUGUUACAAACAAAAACAAAUAUAUAUUAUAUAUGAAGAUAAUGAGUAAUGACGUCGUGAGGGGGAUGGGGUAGAAUGGAAUUGUUUGCUGAGAAAAAUGUCAGAGAUGAUUCAAAACUUCGAUCGCGGAAUAAUGAAAAAAAACCAUCGAUGAAAUUUCUUGUGAAAAAGGAGUCGGGAUUUCUUGAAACAAAUUUUCUCAAAUAAUGCCAUUGCCUUUGACAAAUUCUAUGAAAAGUUGUAAAGCUAGAUUCAGCCAGUUUUUACUAGAUAUUUCAUAGACAAAGAUCAAAGGACAAUUAAUUUUUCUAGAGCAUGCUGUGGACAUUUGUUUACAUUUCAUUAUACUUGUUGAAUUUUUUUUUCAUAAAAUAGAUGAAACGAGAAAAAUUGCGUAUAGGAUGAAUCAACAGCAAUAGAUAUUGUUCAACAGUAAUUCUUUUUCUUUGAAUAAUCCGUAUUGAAAAAAAUCAUCCUAUCAAAAAUCUUUAUUGAAAACCAAUAAAAAUAAAUCAACAUUUGUUUAAUAAAAUCAAUGGACAUCAGGAGCUUUUUCCAUUGAAUUAAAAAAAAAUCUUGGAUGAAUGUUCAGCAGGCCCGGAACGUCUUCAUGCUGUUCGACAUUUUUGUCAGACCGAUCUAUGAAUCAAAAAAAUGUUUAAAUGAUCCAUUUUGCCCCAACAUGCACGCAAAUUUUAUCAGUAUUGGCGUCACGUGGCUUUCUACCCAGAGAAUAAAACUAGGGACGCACCUUUUUGGAUUAUCUUUUUAUCGAAAAAAAUCUGGUGAAAUUGCAAGGAAAGUGAUGCAGAAGACGAUCAAAAUGUAUGGUGGAUAUGAACGAUUGCCUCAAGUGGAAAAGAAGCUGAGUGUGAAUUUUUUUUAGAUAAAAAAUUCCAUUUCUUUUGGACGCUUCCCAACUUUAUUAUAUAUGCAUUGUACAUAGAAAAACUAGUUAUUUAAUUAACUAUAAAUUAAAUGAUUGUACAUUACGGGGAAUUUAUUUGGAAAACUCAAGAAUUGAGAAUUAAGCGUCGGAGAAAUGGCAGAUCACUCAUGAAUGAUGAGAUUUUUUCAAUUUAAAAGAGCGAUAAAUUUAUCAUGUACUUACCCGAGCUGCUGUGCUCCUAUGAUAACUGGUAAGACUUAAAGGAGACUAUGAAUACAUAUUAAAAUAAUGCAGGUAUUAAACUUCAGUUUUUUACUCUUCACGUGGGCAAAAAGUUAUAGCAAACAGAGCGAAACAUAUUAUGGAGAUGAAAUUAGUAGAAUCAGAUUCUACUGAUAUUUCUCCAUAAAAUCGUUUUCCCUAAAUAUUUUCCAUUAAAAAAAAUAAAGAAAA